Mesocestoides corti is the source of this 207-nucleotide messenger RNA. NCBI's taxonomy places the organism in Eukaryota, Metazoa, Platyhelminthes, Cestoda, Cyclophyllidea, Mesocestoididae. The record is from the annotation of a GenBank genome assembly.
AGGACGUCUGUAAACUACGAAAAAGACCCGGUCCUUGCCGAGGAAACAAUAUACGCUACUACUACGACACGGAAACAGGGCGCUGUGAUCAGUUUAUAUACGGUGGAUGCAGAGGCAACGCGAACAAUUUCCUCACUAUGGAAGAAUGCGAAGCGAAAUGUGGACAUUUGGCGUAGUUUGGUUCUGUCGGCCGUAGAAUGCACUUGA